Molecule: messenger RNA, 510 nt
Organism: Paecilomyces variotii
Lineage: Eukaryota; Fungi; Ascomycota; Eurotiomycetes; Eurotiales; Thermoascaceae
Exons: 8
Coding region: 1-510 (169 amino acids)
Source: RefSeq, a predicted model, not a curated record
AUGGCUGAAUUCCCAACCCUGCAGCCCGCCUUCACCAUUCAGGUUGAAAUUGGCGAGCCAUUGGCUGUUGGCAGUCUCAACGUCGUGCCCAUGACCAGUGGCACCCUCAAGAGCGAGCCUGGUUUCUCUCCUGCCAUCGACUCCAGUUUCGCCGGAACUGGCAAUGACUACAUCCGCGCCAGCGCUGACGGAAAGCACCUGCGUCUGGAUGCCCACGGAGUUGUCAAGACCAAGGAUGACGCCCUGCUUUACCUACACUACCUUGGAGACAUCAAUGUGACCGAGGCGGAGGCUGCCGUCUUCGGCGGGAAGGCUGCAGAAGGUCCUACGCCGUGGGGUAACAUCUUCACCAGCAUCAAAUUCGAGACCGGAGAUGAGCGAUACAAGGACCUGGAGAAGCGCGUUUUCGUCGCUCAGGGCCGCUUCGUGAUCAGGAAGGACAAGCCUUCUGUGGUGGAGUACAAGGUGAGCCAGGUUGUACAGGCUAGACAACGAGAUUCUGCGCUAUGA